CCGGCGCUAGCGCGGAGGCGGCGCCCGGCGCGGCGCGGCGCAGCGCGGAGGAUGCUGCGGGCGGGGGCCGCCGCCAGCGCCGGCCCCGGCCGCGGUCCCGGUGGCGGUCGCGGUCCCGGCCGGGAGGGCGCCCCGCCGCAUCCCGCCCGCUGAGCGGCCGCCCGGCCAUGGGGGCGCUGACCAGCCGGCAAAACGCAGGGGUGGAGGAGGUGGACAUCCCCGCCAAUUCCGUCUACCGGUACCCGCCGAAAUCCGGGAGCUACUUCGCCAACCACUUCAUCAUGGGAGGCGAGAAGUUCGACUCGACGCACCCCGAGGGCUACCUCUUCGGCGAGAACAGCGACCUCAACUUCCUGGGCACCCGCCCCGUGGUGUUCCCUUACGCUGCUCCACCUCCUCAGGAACCCGUGAAGACCCUCAGGAGCUUAAUCAACAUCCGCAAAGACACCCUGCGCCUCGUCAAGUGCUCGGAGGAGGUGAAGACCCCGGGGGAAGAGGUCAGCAAGGCGAAGGUGCACUACAACGUGGAGUUCACCUUCGACACGGACGCCCGCGUGGCCAUAACCAUCUACUACCAGGCGAGCGAGGAGUUCCAGAACGGCGUGGCGAGCUACAUCCCCAAGGACAACAGCUUGCAGUCGGAGACGGUGCACUACAAGCGGGGGGUGUGCCAGCAGUUCUGCAUGCCCUCGCACACCGUGGACCCCUCGGAGUGGGCGGAGGAGGAGCUGGGUUUCGACCUGGACCGGGAGGUGUAUCCCAUGGUGGUGCAUGCCGUGGUGGAUGAAGGAGAUGAGCACAUUGGCCACUGUCACGUGCUGCUGGCGACCUUCGAGAAGCACGCCGACGGCACCUUCUGCGUGAAGCCCCUCAAGCAGAAACAAGUGGUGGACGGCGUGAGCUACCUGCUCCAGGAGAUCUACGGCAUCGAGAACAAGUACAACACGCAGGACGCCAAGGUCGCCGAGGACGAGGUGAGCGACAACAGCGCCGAGUGCGUCGUCUGCCUCUCGGACGUCCGCGACACCCUCAUCCUGCCCUGCCGCCACCUCUGCCUCUGCAACACGUGCGCGGACACCCUGCGCUACCAGGCCAACAACUGCCCCAUCUGCCGCCUGCCUUUCCGAGCCUUGCUUCAAAUCCGAGCCAUGAGGAAAAAGCUGGGCCCCCUGUCUCCCACCAGCUUCAACCCCAUCAUCGCCUCACAGACCUCCGACUCGGAGGAGCACUCGUCGUCGGAGAACAUCCCUCCGGGCUACGAGGUGGUGUCCUUGCUGGAGGCCCUCAACGGGCCGCUGACGCCCUCGCCGGCCACCCGGCCGCUCCGCGUCCUGGGGGACGGCCGUGGCGCGGGGACGCUGCCCUCCUACGGCAGCGAGAGCCACCUGCCUCCCCUGCGGGCCCUCUCGCCCCUCGAGCGCCUCUCCGACUGCGGCAGCCAGGGGCUCAAGCUGAAGAAGAGCCUCUCCAAGUCCAUCUCCCAGACCUCCUCCGUCCUGCCCGAAGAGGACGACGAGAAGUCCUGCACCGAGUCGGAGAUCAGGAUUGUCCCGAGGAAAUCUCCGGCUCCGCACGAGGAGGAAUGCGGUGUGACUCCAGAGAGCGAGAACCUCACCUUGUCCUCGUCGGGAGCCAUCGACCAGUCCUCGUGCACCGGCACCCCGCUCUCCUCCACCAUCUCGUCUCCAGAAGACCCCGUCAGCAGCAGCCUGGCUCAGUCCGUCAUGUCCAUGGCCUCCUCCCAGAGCCAGCACUCGCAGAUCAGCACCGACACCGUCUCCUCCAUGUCCGGCUCCUACAUCGCUCCCGGCACGGAGGAGGAGGGCGACAUGCUCCCCUCGCCGGCGGAGGCCAGCACCGUGGCCUCCGAAGAAGAGUCGACGCCUGUGGAGUCCCCGGACAUAAACUUCGUCAGCAUCUCGGCCGAGGAGCGCGAUGCCGAGGGCAACGACGUGCUGGAGGACGAGGAUGCCUCUCCCACGCAGGAAGACGGCCAGAGGACAGGCGCUUUCCUCGGUCUGAGGUGUGACAAUAACAAUGACGUGGCCAUCGCACACGUGAAAGCGCUGGACAAUAAACUGUGCUCUGAGGCCUGCUUACCUGGCCUCGAGGCGGCCACCACCAACGCCCGGCCCCCGCGGCAGAGCCCCGGCGCCGCCGCUCCACCAGCACCGUCGAGGCGGACGACGCGGAGGCGGCGCGGCACCGCGGCCCCAACGCCGCCCUCGCCCUCCUCCUCCACCCGCCACGCGGGGACCCGGAGCCCCGGCGCCGCCGCCGCCCUCCCUCGGCCGGAGCGAUAGUGAUUUUCCAAAAACCGGUGACCUCGGACGCUGCCCCCGGCCCGCUCCGCCCGGGCCCGUCGCGGCGGCAGGACUCGCGGCCUCGUGCUCUCCCCUCCGGGCUCGCGGGGCAGCGCCGAGCGCGGGGGGUCGCGGGCCGAGGCCGUGGGCAGUCCCCGGAGACAGCGCUCCUGCCUCGGCCCCCGCGGCCCCCAUCCGCCUCCCCUCCGCCCCCCGGCCCCCAAAGCCGAGCAAUAAGCAGGCGGCCGGGGCCGGCGGCUCCUUCCUCCGCUCGCUUUCCCCGGGGCUGCUCCCGGGCGAUCGCUGCUGUAACCUCACUGUCUUCCGACCUGCUGCGCGCGGCGCUCGGGGCUGGGCCCUCUCUCUGGAACAAGUGCCAAAAGCGCCAGCCCGCUGUUUCGGUCCUUCUCUCUCUGAAGCACUUUGUAGCAGGGGGGCGGACGGGGCCGCGGGAGCUGCCUCCCUGCCCGCCCUCCCUCCAUCUCUCCAUCCUCUCGUCGUCCGUCCUCCGUUCUCCGCCCGGCGCCGGGCUGAUGGCAUAAGCGGGUUUUUGCUCGACAGGACAGGGAUGCGGAUGGGGUGGCGACGCGGCCCCGGAUCGCCGGGAUUUGGGGGUCCCUUGGACGGGCUGAGGCAGAGCGGAGCAGGGGAGGCUUUGGGGGAGCCACGCUGCAGCCCCCACAGAGCAGCUGGAGAGCGUGAGGGUCCCUUAAAAGCCCGUUUGGGGAGCAUCAGCCUCAGGAUCCCGAUUUAGCAUGUUCUGGAGCCGAGGCUGCGGCAGGCGCAGUGCACGGCUGCUCCCUCCGUGGCACAUCUCCUCCAGGUGCUGCCAUCGGUGCCGGACACCCUGCUCCUCUCCCCCCUCGUCCUCGACGGCCUCUGCAGGCCUCGGCGUUCGGGAGUGGGACCCACGUCUCUUGCAGGCUUUGCGGUUCCCAAAUUUCUUGCCGAGACCCUGCAGCCAGGGGCUGGAGGAGGCUGAGGUCUCCAAGCCGCCCUCCAGUCUGAUGGGACCUGCUGCUGGGAGAGAGGAGCAGAAGUGUCCUCGAGCAGGAGGAACGGGGGGGACACGUGCUCCGCGGCAAGGGGACGGCCGCAGCCUGCUCCAGCCUGGUGCCGGGACGGAGCAGCCCGCGGCUCGCAGCUCGCGGACUCAGGUUUCCUGGCCCGGGGGGGGGGGGUAAACGGUGCCUUUCGAGGCACUGGGAGACCUUUGGCUUCCCGGGCUCUCUCUGUUCGGGGUUUCACUGCUGUGCUGAGCUGUGAAAUCCAGCAGCGGGGCUGGGAAAGUUGUUCUGCCCCGCUGCAGCACGGGAGGGGAAAUGAUGCUCCACGCGUGUCUGGCAACGUCCUUCGCUCCUCGCGGGGACGACGAGGCCUCUCCAGGCCCGUGGCCUCCCCACGGGGGUCACUGCGGCCGGUACCUGGUACCGCGCUGAGCUGGUGUUCCUGGCCGCCGGGAGGGGAUCGGGGAGAACAAGCAGGUCCUUGUUCAGGAGGUUCCCUCGAGCGCGGCGGGGGUCCCGGCCGCUCCGAGCUGCGCGCUCCCGAGUCUGCAGGGGCUGCUCCGGCAGCAGCGGGGGUGGCCCAAGUCCCCCCGAGUCGCCGGGAUGAUGGGCUUGUGUGACCAAGCGGACUCCCGCGUUGGACACAGUCUCCGGGUUGACCUCCGCGCGGGAGCGUGCCGGUGACUCGGCGGGGUCGCCUGCCGCCCGGCAAGCGUGCGGCAAUGAAGAGAGCCGGGAUGAGGCUGCCCGGGAAGGCUGGGGCCGUGCAAGGGUGGCCCAGCAGGGACGUUUGCAGGGGGGAGAGGGAAAGCACCCUUGGGAAGCUCACGCAAUUCCUUGGUGCAAGCCAAGGACCGCGCAGCAUCAGCCGGGCAGAGCGGCGGUUCAGCGCCGCGUGUGCCGGGCCGGCGGGUGCAUUCUGCUUCCACGACAUUUUCACUGCUCACAGGUAACGCACACCGCAGUCACACCUCCUUUCUGCUGGGGAGACGUCCCCUUCGCCUGCUCGGCGGACGGGGAGCACCAGAGAGCUUUACUUGGCCACCUGGAGCUGCCGAGAGAGGAAGCGGUGGGGUGUAAGGAGCAGGAUGAGAGGCAGCGGCCCUUCUCUCUCCCAGGUUAGCCCCCUUGCUCCAGGGAUCCACCCGGCAGGGAUGUAAGAAAGGAAACCAGAUUGCUGCUUAUGACUUUGCUUUGAGCAUGUUUUGGAUUUUAAGAGUAUGUUUAAUAAAGGGUAUCCUAUGUCGA
Molecule: messenger RNA, 4558 nt
Organism: Dromaius novaehollandiae (emu)
Lineage: Eukaryota; Metazoa; Chordata; Aves; Casuariiformes; Dromaiidae
Gene: RNF157
Product: ring finger protein 157
Exons: 19
Coding region: 168-2303 (711 amino acids)
Biological process (GO): protein ubiquitination
Cellular component (GO): cytoplasm
Molecular function (GO): ubiquitin protein ligase activity
Source: RefSeq, a predicted model, not a curated record